Molecule: messenger RNA, 1555 nt
Organism: Artibeus jamaicensis (Jamaican fruit-eating bat)
Lineage: Eukaryota; Metazoa; Chordata; Mammalia; Chiroptera; Phyllostomidae
Gene: CD58
Product: CD58 molecule
Exons: 6
Coding region: 66-818 (250 amino acids)
Cellular component (GO): cell surface
Molecular function (GO): signaling receptor binding
Source: RefSeq, a predicted model, not a curated record
GGAGGUCAGGGCGGGAAGGUCCUGGGGCUGCUACGGCGCCCAGGCAUUGGCGCUCUGGAGGCGCCAUGGGCAAGGUCAGGGUCUCGCGGCGGACCGCAGCAGAAGCGGUGGUCAAACUGGCCAUCCUCUUGCUCCUGUUCGAUUUCUGUAAGAGCUCAUCGGUGUUUUCAGUUGUGGGAACUGUGAACGGGAACGUCACUUUGUCUCCACCAAACAUCCAACCCGCUAAAGAGAUACUGUGGAAAAAAGGAAAGAACAAAGUUAUCGAAUGGGAUUCUGAUGGCUUAACCCCCUACCCACUUUUUCGUGAUAGGGUCGCUUUAGACCCCUCAGGUGCCCUCCACAUCUCAAAUUUAACAUCAUCGGAUGAAGGUGAAUAUGAAAUUGAAAUACACCCCUCUUCGAAGGUCAUGAAAUUUAACCUUAUAGUCUUUGACCCUCUUCCAUUUCCGACGUUAGAAUGUAACCCGGUUAAUGAAAGCAUUGUGGUCCAGUGUGCAGUCCCGGAAAAUUACAGCAGGCAUCGGGAGCAAUUAACCUACUCGUGGCAUUGCCCCUUACCACAGUGUGGAGAAAGCACGACACCUGUAUUGCAUUUGAAGAAGAAUGAUGACCUCCAAAAGCAGAAAGGACAGUUAAAGUGUGUUGUCGCAAAUCCAGAGUCUAACAGGACGUCCUCAGUAGAUUUGUCCAGCUGUAUUCCACAUGAUCAUUCAAGGAGUAGAUAUCCACUUUUAAUCAUGCCAGUAAUAAUAGUCGUAUGGCUGUUUGUAAUGUGUUAUUGGAAACGUAACAGAAGAGCAGGACCAACCACGUAAGAAAUGUAGCGGAAGAGCAGGACCAACCACCUCCAGUUGACAGCUCCUAGAAAAUAAAAGCAAACGCUCGACCACUAACUUUAAAAGCCAUGUCGCCGACCCUCCUUUAUUUUUAUACCAUCUUUUUUAAAGCAGUGAUGGAUUCUGUCGCGUGUUCUCCUCUGCAAUUCCCCUCUUUUUUUCCCCAGGCUUUCUCUUUUUUGAGAAUUUAUGUUACAGCCUGGCCAGUUGGUUGGAAUGUCAUCCCGCAGACCGGAAGGUUGCAGGCUGGGUUCCUAGCCGGGACACAUGCCCCGGUUUUACCUUUGGUGCUCCUGGCCGGGGUGCAUAUGAGAGCCAACCAGGUGUUGCUUCUCUCAUCGAUGUCUCUUUCUGUUCCCAUUCCUCUCUCUCUAAAAGCAAUAACAAGAUGUCCUUAGGGGAGAAUUUUAAAAAUAUUAUUGUAUUAUUUUUUAUUUAUUGAUUUUAGUGAGAGACAGGAAGGGGAGAGAGAACCAGCACGUUGUUUUACUUAUCGACACACUCAUUGCCGGCUGCCGUGUGCCCUGGCUGGGGGAGCAGACCGCAGCCUGGCGUGUGGGGCGGUGCUCCAGCCACUGACCUGCCUGGUCAGGCCACGUCCUGUGGGACAGAACUUCAGCAACCGAAUGUGUGCUGAAACUGAACAGACGAACACGCAUUAGUCACCCCACUGUCUGUACACUUUAUAACAAAAUGUAAAUAAAUGUGAAUAUGUA